AAACAGACAACAGUUCUCACAAGUUGGAUGAAGAUCAUUCAAGAAAUUUGACUUCACGAAUCCUUUGUCAUCUGACAAGUGUCUCCACAUCCAUUUGCUAUCCUCCCGUGAGAGCGUUCAGUGUCCUUCGCCAACAGUUCAGGAAAAGGGAGUCAUCUGCUAGUGUCAGAUUGUGGUGAAAUGGCUGCCCCAGUGAGGCUCAGAAUUAUCCUUGGGGAAAACAAUUCCCAGAGACUGACCUUGCAAGAUGGAAUUCCGGAGACUGUUGAUGAGAUUGUUCAGCACAUAAAGAGGCAGUGUGGGGUGGAAGCCCACUUCAGGCUGCAAUUUAUGGAUACUGAGUUUGAUAAUGAAUUUACUAAUUUGAUGUCAGUGUCAGAGAUCCAGGACAAAAGUACCUUAAAGCUGGUCUUUGAUCCAGUUGUCUCUGUCCUGCCUUGUGGCUCUCAACCCCCUCCGGCAUCUUCUCCUGCCUCAUCACAAUCCAGUAACGUGUCACUUUCAUCUGGCAGCUUGUAUGAUACCGAUAUUUUGUCUACUCCUGACUCAACUUCUUCAAGAUCCACUGGAUGGCCUUUAGUUUUUCUUGUGCCCCGAUUUCCAUAUGAUUGUGAGCUGCAGCUGGAGAAAGCUAAUGCUGCAUUCAAAGAAAGUGGAACUUUAUUGAAUCCUGAUAUUAGGCUUAAAACUGCCAUUCUUGACAGUUUAGCUGAAGCGAUUGUUCAGUAUAAAGUUUACCCCUCAGACAGUGAGUUUGAAGAGGUUGCUGAAGCCCUGGUAUCAUCCCAUCCAUGUCUGAAAGAACCAGGCUCUGCCACUGGAUAUGGUGGCUGGAAGAUGAGCCUUAAGUACAAACUUGCUAAUUACAGAAGGAAGCUGAAGGGGCUUGGAUGCCCAGAGGUUGAAUUGAAUUCCCUCACCAAUAAACCUGCAGACAAAUGCAGCCCUGCUUAUGGUGUGAAAAAGCCAAGAAAGGCUGAAGUAAAUUACUGUCCGACCUACCCAUCUGGUGAAUCUGCAGAGACGCUUGUAAAGAUGAGAGAAACCCUUCUUUUAGAAGUAAGAAAAAAGAACAAUGAGGGCACAGUGGCAGCAAUGAUGAAGAAGACCUUUGCACACAGAAGACAAGAAGUUAUUCGUGAUGCACCCUUGAUUGCUGAUUUCAAGACCAGAUGGCCAGCUCUCUCUGUGUACGUGUGA
Messenger RNA from Melanotaenia boesemani (Boeseman's rainbowfish), 1200 nucleotides. RefSeq lists its product as uncharacterized. NCBI's taxonomy places the organism in Eukaryota, Metazoa, Chordata, Actinopteri, Atheriniformes, Melanotaeniidae. The transcript has 3 exons. The record is from RefSeq and is a predicted model, not a curated record. Bases 181 to 1200 code for a protein of 339 amino acids.